GAGUCUAGUGUGUGAACAAGAUCAUCAGAUUGUUCUUACUUCAAUACUCUAGCUAUCAUAUCCGAUCUGUACUAUACAUAUAUAAACAAUAAUGGAGAACGGCAAUCAUGUGAAUGGAGUCGUCGUCAAUGAGUUUUGCAUCAAGGACCCCUUGAACUGGGGUGUGGCAGCUGAGGCGCUCACCGGAAGCCAUCUUGAUGAGGUGAAGAAGAUGGUGGCUGAGUUCAGGAAUCCGUUGGUGAAGCUGGGAGGAGAGACACUGACGGUGUCUCAGGUGGCCGGGAUCGCAGCUGCUAAUGACAGCAACACCGUGAAGGUGGAGCUGUCGGAAUCAGCUAGGGCUGGGGUGAAGGCCAGCAGUGAUUGGGUUAUGGAGAGUAUGAGCAAAGGAACCGACAGUUACGGUGUCACCACCGGCUUUGGCGCCACCUCUCACCGGAGAACUAAGCAAGGUGGUGCUCUGCAGAAGGAGCUCAUUAGAUUUUUGAACGCCGGAAUAUUCGGGAAUGGAACGGAAUCAAGCCACACUCUCCCACAUUCGGCAACAAGGGCCGCCAUGCUGGUCAGGAUCAACACCCUCCUCCAGGGCUACUCCGGCAUCCGAUUUGAGAUCUUGGAAGCCAUUACCAAGUUCCUCAACAAUAAUGUCACCCCUUGUUUACCCCUCCGUGGUACAAUCACCGCCUCCGGUGACCUCGUUCCCUUGUCCUACAUCGCCGGCCUUCUCACCGGCCGUCCCAACUCCAAAGCAGUUGGCCCCACCGGAGAAAUCCUUAAUGCUGAAAAAGCCUUCGCCCAAGCCGGUGUCGAAGGUGGGUUCUUCGAGUUGCAGCCUAAAGAAGGCCUAGCACUUGUGAACGGCACCGCCGUGGGUUCCGGGAUGGCAUCGAUGGUGCUUUUUGAAGCUAAUGUGCUUGCAUUGUUGUCGGAAGUCUUAUCGGCCAUUUUUGCUGAAGUUAUGCAAGGAAAGCCCGAGUUCACCGACCACUUGACUCACAAAUUGAAGCAUCACCCGGGUCAAAUCGAAGCUGCAGCCAUCAUGGAAUACAUUUUGGAUGGAAGCGAUUACGUGAAGGCUGCACAAAAGGUCCAUGAAAUGGACCCUUUGCAGAAACCCAAACAAGAUCGCUACGCUCUCCGCACAUCGCCCCAGUGGCUCGGACCACAAAUCGAAGUCAUUCGCUCAGCCACCAAAAUGAUCGAGAGGGAGAUCAACUCCGUCAACGACAACCCAUUGAUCGAUGUUUCAAGAAACAAAGCCUUACAUGGUGGCAACUUCCAAGGAACCCCAAUCGGUGUUUCCAUGGAUAACACCCGUUUGGCCAUCGCAGCGAUCGGGAAACUCAUGUUCGCCCAAUUCUCCGAGCUUGUMAAYGAUUUYUACAAYAAYGGGUUGCCKUCGAAUCUCUCCGGUGGGCGUAAUCCAAGCUUGGAUUACGGGUUCAAAGGUGGAGAAAUCGCCAUGGCUUCCUACUGCUCCGAGCUCCAGUUUCUUGCAAACCCGGUGACCAACCACGUCCAAAGUGCCGAACAACACAACCAAGAUGUCAACUCUUUGGGUUUGAUUUCCGCAAGAAAAACAGCCGAAGCAGUCGAUAUCUUAAAGCUCAUGUCAUCCACAUACUUGGUCGCUCUUUGCCAAUCCGUCGAUUUGCGACAUUUGGAAGAAAACAUGAAAUCCACCGUCAAGAACACCGUAAGCCAAGUCGCCAAGAAGGUCCUAACCAUGGGUGUCAAUGGCGAACUCCACCCAUCAAGAUUCUGCGAAAAAGACUUACUUCGUGUGGUCGAUAGAGAAUACGUCUUUGCCUACAUUGAUGACCCAUGCAGCGCCACUUACCCAUUGAUGCAGAGACUCCGACAAGUCCUCGUAGACCACGCUCUAAACAACGGCGAAACCGAGAAGAACACAAACACCUCCAUCUUCCAAAAGAUCGCUACUUUCGAAGACGAAUUGAAAGCCAUUUUACCCAAAGAAGUCGAAAGUGUUCGAACCGCAUAUGAAACCGAUUCUUUAUCGAUUCCCAACAGGAUCAAGGCUUGUAGAUCAUACCCAUUAUACAGAUUCGUUAGGGAGGAGCUCGGCGGAGGUUUCUUGACCGGCGAGAAGGUGACUUCGCCUGGGGAAGAGUUCGAUAAGGUGUUCACAGCCAUGUGCAAGGGUGAACUCAUCGACCCAUUGUUGGAGUGUGUUGAAGGGUGGAAUGGUGCACCACUUCCAAUAUGUUAGGAGUCAUGAUCGCUUUACUUGCUACUUCUUAAUGUUUUGCUUUAAUUUUGUUGAAUUUAUGAUUCAAAUUUGUACGUGUUGUCUAUGUCUCAUCAAAGACUUCUGUGUUGUGUAUGUGGUUGUAAAUCAUAAAUAUUAACUUAUUUUAUUAAUUUUGGUGUUUUUAUUUUG
This is a messenger RNA of Cynara cardunculus var. scolymus (artichoke), 2401 nucleotides long. Its product is annotated as phenylalanine ammonia-lyase. Gene Ontology annotation, biological process: L-phenylalanine catabolic process. Gene Ontology annotation, cellular component: cytoplasm. The transcript is spliced from 2 exons. Lineage: Eukaryota; Viridiplantae; Streptophyta; Magnoliopsida; Asterales; Asteraceae. Bases 92 to 2230 code for a protein of 712 amino acids. Gene Ontology annotation, molecular function: ammonia-lyase activity. The record is from RefSeq and is a predicted model, not a curated record.